Molecule: messenger RNA, 2151 nt
Organism: Tuber aestivum (summer truffle)
Lineage: Eukaryota; Fungi; Ascomycota; Pezizomycetes; Pezizales; Tuberaceae
Source: the annotation of a GenBank genome assembly
AGACUUGACAGAAAAGGUUGGAGGGCUGGAGAGAGAGGGUAUUUUUGAAUAUCGCCUCUUCCUUUUUCUUCCCUUUCGCUUCCCCAGUAUUGCUACUUAAACCCACCCCCUCCUCCGCCUUCCCAGUACAGUGUGGCCCAGAAGCCUUUGCACGCGGUAGUUAUGGCUAUCUUCAAAACCCCGAUCCAGUCCCUGGAUCAUAUGGCCAUCGCCGUAGAUAUGGCGGCUCUUCUGAACCUGAUAAAAUUACUGUCCACUUCCUUUGCCGUGUAUAUCUCGUCUCUGGUGCUUUACCGGCUGUUCUUCCACCCUCUGGCGAGGAUUCCGGGACCGUUUUUGGCCAAGAUUACUGAUUGGUACCCUGCUCCCCCUCCUCCCUUCCCCCGGUUCCGGGAUUUGUUUGUUGAUAGGAUGUGGAUAGGUACACCGUCUACUACGCCUACCGCGGGGACAGACACUUGGCACUUUACAAGGCCCACGAGAAAUACGGCCCCGUCAUCCGUUUCGCCCCGAAUCUGAUAUCCUUCAAUUCCGCCUCAUCGCUAAAGGCGAUAUAUGGCCACACACCGCUCAGCCGAUCUCUGCAAAAAUCGCAGUUCUACGCUGCGUUCCCGGCUGUGAAAGGCGUGCACAACACCCACAAUGCCAUCUCGAAAACCGAGCACGGUCGUAAGCGUCGCGUACUCUCCGCCGCCUUCUCCGAAGCGGCGUUGAAGAGCGCGGAGGAUCUGGUCCUGGACAACAUCGAUGUAUUCUCCGGCAAGGUCAACGACGCCUUCAAGCGUGGUGUCGGCGUCGACAUGGGUGACCUAUUCAGCUGGCUCACUUUCGAUGUCAUGGGCGAUCUCUGCUUUGGGAAGAGCUUUGGCAUGUUGACGGAGGAGCCGACGAGGUUUGUUACCAAUUUAGUCAGUCAGGCGGCGCACAACCAUUAUAUUGUAUGUUCUCCACGAGCCCCCCCCCCAUCCAUCGCCCUUUGCUAAUAAUUAGGGAAUAGAAUGGGAAUUACCUACCAUUAGUCACUUUGAAACUUUCCAAGGUCCUCUUCCCAACGAUCUCCCGCGACCGCUGGAGAUUCAUUCGGCAUUCCCGAGCUUGCGCAGAUGAGCGUGUGAACCUCGGAAAAACAUACAAGAAGGACUUCUUCUACUAUCUUCUCGAUGCCAAGGAUCCCGAAACUGGCGAAGGCUUCGGAACUAAGGAAUUGUGGGGUGAAGCUAAUGUUCUUAUGAUUGCCGGUUGCCCCCCCCCCCCCCCUGCCCUACCAUCAAUAUACUCGUACCGGUAUUAACGCUAUAUCCAGGCUCCGACACAACCGCGACUGCCAUGUCCGCAGCAAUGUUCUACCUCUGCCGCAAUCCGCGAGUACUCGAGACCCUAAAGAAGGAAAUACGCGGUACGUUCACCAAAAAGGAGCAAAUUGUUGGCGGAAAAGAACUCGGCGACUGCCACUACCUAAGAGCCUGUAUCGACGAAGCCAUGCGCCUAGCACCCCCAGUUCCAGGCCUCCUCCCCCGCGAGGUCAUCGCCAAGGAAGGGAUAGAAAUCGACGGGGUUUACAUUCCAGAAGGAGUAUGUCCCCUCCUUCCCCCCCCCCCACCUCAUCCUAAAACAAGAAAACUAACUGAAAAAAAAACAAAAGACCGUAGCAGGAACCCCAAUCUACGCCCUCCACCAUAACCCCGCCUACUUCCCUGAUCCAUUCUCAUUCAAGCCGGAGCGCUGGCUACCCGCUUUCACCUCCCAGGAAGAAGUCGAAGCUGCACGGUCCGCUUUCACACCUUUCUCCAUUGGCCCGAGAGGGUGCAUUGGCAAGAGCGUGGCGUACAUGGAGCUUAGACUUACCCUCGCUAGAUUGCUGUUUGAGUACGAUUGCGAGGAGGUGGAGACUGAAGGGAAGGCCGCGCUUUGGAAGGAAGGGUAUGCAAUGGUUGACGGGGAGUAUAGGCUUAUGGAUCACUUCACGAGUCGGAAGGAAGGGCCUGUGAUGAAAUUUUCCAGGAGAUAGAGUAGUGGGAGCUUUUAGGGGGUGGGUGGGUGGGUGGGGGAGUAUUGUAUUAUAUUGCUUUCUGGGGGUUUCCCCUCUGUGUACCCUCUUUUGAUCCUGGGUGGGUUAGUACUGGUCCGGUAAUUGAAAUUUUUAUAUCGGGA